This is a messenger RNA of Dromaius novaehollandiae (emu), 2605 nucleotides long. It is a transcript of the gene PIM1, whose product is annotated as Pim-1 proto-oncogene, serine/threonine kinase. Gene Ontology annotation, biological process: negative regulation of apoptotic process; protein autophosphorylation. The transcript has 6 exons. Gene Ontology annotation, molecular function: ATP binding; protein serine/threonine kinase activity. The record is from RefSeq and is a predicted model, not a curated record. Gene Ontology annotation, cellular component: cytoplasm. The coding region runs from base 289 to 1230 and encodes 313 amino acids. NCBI's taxonomy places the organism in Eukaryota, Metazoa, Chordata, Aves, Casuariiformes, Dromaiidae.
GGCCCGCCCCCGCCCCCCGCUACUCCCGCGGCCGGCGCGGAGCCGCCGCGCCACACGGGAGCCCGGCAGCGCGCGGAGCAGCCGAGCGGCACGGGAGCCCGGCAGCGCGCCGAGGAGCCGCGCCGCUCCCGCUCCCGCUCCCCGCUCUCGCCCCCCGCUCCCGGCCCGGCUCCUCGCCCCCCCCCGCGCCGCGCCCCCCUGCGCCGCCGCCCGGCCCCCCGACCCGCGUCGCUGGCGCCCGCUCCGGUUCGGGUGGUGCCGGCCCCGGAGCCGCGCGAGGGGGCCGGGAUGCUGCUCUCCAAGAUCAACUCGCUGGCCCAUCUGCGCUCGGGGCCCGGCGGGGAGCUGCACGCGGCCAAGCCGCAGCCAGGCAAGGAGAAGGAGCCGCUGGAGAAGCUGUACCAGGUGGGCCCGCUGCUGGGCAGCGGCGGCUUCGGCUCGGUCUACUCGGGCGUCCGCCUCUCCGACGGCGCCCCGGUGGCCAUCAAGCACGUGGCCCGCGACCGCAUCUCCGAGUGGGGCGAGCUGCCCGGCGGCACCCGCGUGCCCAUGGAGAUCCUGCUGCUGAAGAAGGUGGGCUGCGGCUUCCGCGGGGUCAUCCGCCUCCUCGACUGGUUCGAGCGGCCCGACAGCUUCGUGCUGGUGCUGGAGCGGCCCGAGGCCGCGCAGGACCUCUUCGACUUCAUCACGGAGCGCGGCGCCCUGUCCGAGGAGCUGGCGCGGGGGCUCUUCCGCCAGGUGCUGGAGGCCGUGCGGCACUGCCACAGCUGCGGCGUCCUGCACCGCGACAUCAAGGACGAGAACAUCCUCGUCGACCUCGCCACCGGCGAGCUCAAGCUCAUCGACUUCGGCUCCGGCGCCCUCCUCAAGGACACGGUCUACACGGAUUUCGACGGCACCAGGGUGUACAGCCCUCCGGAGUGGAUCCGCUACCACCGCUACCACGGCCGCUCGGCGGCGGUGUGGUCCCUGGGCGUGCUGCUCUACGACAUGGUCUGCGGAGACAUCCCCUUCGAGCACGACGAAGAGAUUGUGCGGGGCCAGGUGUACUUCCGGCAGAGGGUCUCUGCAGAAUGCCAGGAUCUCAUCAAAUGGUGUUUGACCUUGCGACCCUCGGACAGGCCAUCUUUCGAAGAUAUUUUAAACCAUUCUUGGAUGCAAGGUGUCCAUCUACCACAGAAGACAGCGGAGAUCCACCUGCACAGUCUGCUGCAGGAGUCCAGCAAAUAACUCCUUGCAUCUCCUGGCUGUAAAAAACAAAAGAAAACAGAAUUCUUCUUCUUUGUGACUGUAGCACUGAGUGGGGAUCAUCACAUGGGAACAUCUACAUCUUACUCCAGAGCUAGACCAAACUGGAGAGUCUGUCAUCUAAGCGCUGGUGGCCACGAUCCAACCUAGCUAUCCUGGACUUGAACUUAAUGGUCCUGUCUCCCUUGAUAUCUUGCCAAUCAACUUCCAGUGACGUUUUACGGGCGCUCCCACGAGUGUCCCUGGCCUGCUGAAUUCGGGACUGAGAGGAUCGGAGACGUCACAGCGAGAAAAGCUUCAACCAGGGAAAACUGUUUUGGGGGUGGGGGGGGGUGGGCAAAUGUUGUGUCCAAAUAGUUGUCUCUUCUUCACUGUCACCGUGUUCCGAGUGCCUUCAGUUGCGAUCUGGGCUGUGCUGGAGGAAAUACUUGAAUCUUCCUACACUGCUGCUUUUUCCAAGACUCGCCUGGGUAUAUAGCUACUUCUUCCCUUUCCGAAAAGGAAACAGGUCAGAAGAAACUUGGUCAGAAGAAACACGGGAGCGAAGCGGGUAACAUCUUUCAGCUCCCGUGGCUUCCAGCGUGUGCUGCCUCGCGUGAACUUUCUUCCUUCGGCUCCUUGCUUCCCAUGCCCUCACGAAUGCACAAACAAUGCAACCCAACUGAGCUGUAAAUGUGUACAGGAUUAUACAGGAGCAAAGCUUGGUGUACAGUUGUUAAUAAUAGUAACAUUUUACCUUUUUUUUUUUUUUUUUUUUCCCCUCCAGGUUUUGUUUUUAAUUUAUUUUCAUGGAUUUGUUUGGGGGUUUGUUUUUUGUUUUGUUUUUUUUAAAGGAAAGGUCCUAGCCAGUAGGAUAACUUAUUUAUUUAUUUAUAACUCAUGUGGGUCCCCGACCCAUGCCUCGCUUUUCCAGCCGCUGAUCCCCGGGUUUCCCGCGUGGGUCUCGCCUCCGUGUCCGUCCCGCGUCCCUCCCCGGGCCUCGCCGCCUGCCUCGCCGAGCGCUUCGGUUUGAUGUCUCGCCGCCGCGCGGAGCAGCCGCCUGCUUCCCAGCUCUCUGUAAAUAGCUCUGGUUGCUGUCGUUCCCUUCCACGCGCAGAUCUCGGUUUGCAGAUGAGUUUUGGGUUUUCCCCGUGGGGGGGGUUGUCUGGGGCGGGGGGUGUCCUGCGCGUGUGUGUACCUAGCGCUCUUCUCGCCGAGCCGUGGGGGGAGCUGGCCAGGGCUGUCUGCACUGUCGAGUCUGUACGUGUCACCGGUGUGUAGCCAGCGGGUUUUUGUUAAUAGUUAAUAUUGUACAGGGGAAUUCAGAAAUCUUAUUUUUUUUAUACAUGCGGUUUUAAAUAAAAACAAAAUUACUUGA